Molecule: messenger RNA, 2613 nt
Organism: Mollisia scopiformis
Lineage: Eukaryota; Fungi; Ascomycota; Leotiomycetes; Helotiales; Mollisiaceae
Exons: 8
Coding region: 355-2562 (735 amino acids)
Biological process (GO): proteolysis
Molecular function (GO): serine-type peptidase activity
Source: RefSeq, a predicted model, not a curated record
CGGGAUUUACACAACUCCUGCAUGCAGUUUACCCUACGCUGGAAUACCCCUCGUCGGCCAGUGUCGUAUGGUCCCUCUGCGGAAGUAUAAUUCCUUAUCUGAAUUAUUAUUACCCUUGCUUGUCCAAGACUCGAUAAGCUAUUUUACCUUUCUUGAUUAAGCAGGUCGCAAACAUAGCCUAGCUACUCGCAUAUGAUCAUCGUGAAUGAUGAUGCAUGAUAGAUUUCUUGGACGGCAGUAUUUGCCGGAAAGCAGACUCCCACGUUGUUCAUAAAAGACCUUGUUCCGUGAUGGGGUUGCAGUUUUCAGUCUUGAGCACAGCUCUGAAUCUGCACAGGAGAGAUUCUUGUCGACAUGCAACUCCAGACGCUCAUAUUUGUCCUGCUCACGGUGGGUGUACGAGCGUCCCCAACCGUGACCUCCCCUUACGAUGCCGCCACUGCAUGUGCGGUUGUAUCGAGUAGCGCUUCUGCGUUCCUGGCAAUAUCGCCCAAAGCAACUCCGACAGUAGAGGCUCAGUUGGGGUAUGAUUGUCUGGCAUCUGUACCGCUGCAUGCACAACGAGCCAAAGACCUGGUGGAAGCUAUGCUCCCAUUUGUUCAAUGGCAAACUACGAUUGAAUACCUCAAAUCCCCACCAGAGGGCUAUACCGAACCAGCAGUGGAUCUUCCGUCAGGCUUUGCUGCUGUUAUUGCAAACAUUUCUUCCGGCGUCUACCAAACUGAAUACGAAUUUCAGGUUCAGCUCUGGAAGGUGGUCAACUCAGCACACGAUGGCCAUUUUAGAUUUCUACCCGACCUAUUGUCCAAGGCAAUAGCAUUCAGAAGGCCAUUUCCCCUGGUGUCUGUCAGUUUCGAUGGAAUUUCGUCUCCAAAGGUAUACUCCUACUAUGACGUGAUUGCGUCACAAAGCUCAGGUAUUGUCCCCUCCGCGCUUGCUAGCAUAGAGGGGGAUGAAGCUUCGGAGUAUAUCGAAAAAUUGUCACAACUUGGUGCACUGAAUGACCCGGACGCUUCGUAUAACUCUAUGUUUUUCAGCCCCGCGUUUGCGGCUGAGUCUCCGGGCUGGCAGGGCUAUUUCGCGGGCUCGGGGAGAUUCUCAUGGAUCUACCCUGGACCGAACACGACAAUCACUUUCGCGAACGGGACAGCUUUCACGGUGUUUAACAAGGCCGCUGUCAUUGGUGACUUUUCUGGAGUUACAGAUGGAAAUUCGUUCUAUCAGAAAUUCUGUAUGGGGACACCAACAACGACUGUAAACUCGACAACAACAUCGGUAGCGACCCCUUCUACCACGUCUUCAGCCACCUCUACGGCGGUUGUAUCAGCCAUUGGUUAUCCAUUGCCCGUUGUCAUUAGUUCUGACCAGCAAGUUUCAGGAUACUAUCUCCCAAAUUCUACUGUGGCAGUUCUGUCCAUGAUUAGUUUUGACCCGACUGUUCCUAUCCAAUUCCAGCAGGUCGUGCAGAAAUUCCUGGCCUCUGCUAAAGCAGACGGGAAAAAAAAACUCAUUGUCGACUUGGCUGCCAAUGGCGGCGGUCUGAUCCUGCAAGGUUACGAUACUUUUAGAAUGCUAUUUCCUCAAAUAGUGCAAGAUGGGAAUACCCGCUUUAGAGACACUCCGGAAUUUAUGGCACUUGCUCAGACUAUCUCAAGCGGGCUUCCGCCCGGGUUUGACCCAUAUACUUCGGACGAUGACCUCUUAAUCAGUGCGUGGGAAACAGUCCCAAACUACAGGUUCGAUUACAACAUCAUGAAUGAGCCAUUCUCCAGCUUCAACGAGAAGUUUGCGCCACACCAGUAUUACGGUGAUAAUUUCACCAACAUCAUUCGAUGGAACCUCAAUGAUAAUUUGACAACUAUCAAUGAGACUUACGGCAUGGGCGAAUAUAUCACGGGCUAUGGACCGAGAGCAAAUUUUACUCAGCCGUUCGCGGCCGAUGACAUUGUAAUGAUCUAUGACGGUUACUGCGCUUCAACAUGCACCAUAUUCAGCGAGUUUAUGCGAACCCAGGCUAGCGUCAAGUCAAUAGCUUAUGGUGGACGUCCUAACACCAACACUUCCACCCCACUAAUCCAAGCUAUUGGGGGCGUCAAAGGGACGAACAACUACGGCUACAGUUAUAUAAGCUCUCUAGCCAGUGCAGCACUUGAACUGAAUCCCACCACAAUCCAAAGUGCUUUUCUGAGGCCCCUAACCAACAUGCUUCCCUACGAGCGAAGUACAGAUACUUCGAUCAAUGUCCGGGACAACAUUCUUCCUGGCAAUCUAGGCGACGGCACACCUGCACAAUUCAUUUAUGAGCCCGCUGACUGUAGGUUGUUCUACACCCCAGCUAUGAUGGCCAAUGUGACUGCAAUUUGGGAAGCUGCUGCACUGGCCGCGUGGGGAGGCGGAAAUUGCAAUGCCGGUAGCUUGCCCUCCUCGAAUAUCAGCUCUCGUAGAGGACUAGGCUCGAGAGAGGAGGCGAUGAGAGUCACUGAGGUUGUGGAUAUCCAUUUAUCGACUCCAUUAAGGAGCGAAGAAUGGGUAGCCAAAUUCGCUAUGAGCUUCCCUAAAUGAAGCCAUAGUAGGGUUGUUUAGAGAGUUCAAAACCGGAAACGUUUAGUAUAC